UUCAUCAUCCUAAAAUAAGUACUUCCGGGUGACAGGUCAUUCACAUGUAAAAGAUGGCGAUGGAGGGACCGGCGAAUUCACAUCUGGCAUUACAAGAUUUGGACAAUUUGGAUAUCUCCAAAUUGAAUCCACUCUCCCCUGAAGUUAUUAGCAGACAAGCAACUAUCAAUAUUGGAACAAUUGGUCAUGUAGCCCACGGAAAGUCAACGGUCGUGAAGGCCAUCUCGGGUGUACAGACUGUCAGAUUCAAGAAUGAGUUGGAGAGAAAUAUUACCAUCAAGCUAGGCUAUGCAAAUGCUAAGGUUUAUAAGUGCGAUAGUCCAGCCUGCCCUAGGCCUGGAUGCUACAGGUCUGCAGGCAGUAACAAGGAUGACUCGUUUCUCUGCGAUAGAACAGGCUGCUCAGGAAAAUUCAGACUACACAGGCACGUAUCAUUUGUAGACUGUCCCGGUCACGACAUUCUUAUGGCAACUAUGUUGAAUGGAGCAGCUGUCAUGGACGCAGCAUUACUUUUGAUUGCUGGCAACGAAUCGUGCCCCCAACCCCAGACAUCGGAGCAUCUGGCUGCUAUUGAGAUCAUGAAGCUCAAGCACAUCCUUAUCCUUCAGAACAAGAUUGACCUGGUCAAGGAGAGUCAAGCGAGGGAGCAAUACGAACAGAUCCUAAAGUUUGUUCAAGGUACCGUAGCGGAAGGAGCCCCAGUCAUUCCAAUCUCAGCUCAGCUGAAGCAUAAUAUAGAAGUCAUCUGCGAAUACAUCACCAAGAAGAUCCCUAUUCCAGUCCGAGACUUCACUUCAGAACCUAGACUCAUUGUGAUCCGAUCUUUCGAUGUGAACAAGCCCGGCUGUGAAGUUAAAGAUCUGAAAGGGGGCGUGGCUGGAGGCAGUAUCCUAAGAGGUGUAUUGAAGGUUGGGCAGGAGAUUGAGGUCCGGCCUGGCAUCGUGUCCAAGGACAGCGAAGGCAAGCUUCAGUGUAGACCCAUCUUCUCUAAGAUUGUGUCUCUCUUUGCUGAGAAGAAUGAUCUCCAGUUUGCUGUUCCAGGAGGCCUGAUUGGUGUUGGUACAAAGAUUGACCCCACCCUAUGUCGAGCUGAUCGUCUUGUGGGUCAGGUGCUGGGAGCUGUAGGGGCUCUCCCUGAUAUCUACACAGAGCUUGAGAUCUCGUACUUCCUUCUCAGGAGGCUGCUCGGUGUGAGGACCGAAGGAGACAAGAAAGGAGCUAAGGUUCAAAAGCUGACCAAGGGCGAGGUGCUCAUGGUCAACAUUGGGUCACUGUCCACGGGAGGUCGAGUGCUGGCCGUCAAGGCUGAUUUGGCCAAGAUCGUUCUGACGAAUCCAGUCUGCACGGAGAUCGGAGAGAAGAUCGCCCUCAGUAGGAGAGUGGAGAAACAUUGGAGGUUGAUCGGUUGGGGUCAAAUCAGGAAAGGUGUCACCAUCAAGCCCACGACCUUUGACUCCUAGAGAUGGCAUAGAUUUAACAUCAGGAAAAACAUGUCCCCAAGGGAACCAUGUAACCCUGGAAACGACAUUCACUAAAAGGCAUAUUUCAAGUUGAGCUCUUGUGCUUAUCGUGGAGAGGCUACGUAACGUGGAGGUUUGCUAAGAACUGUCACAGAUCUGUGGGGCAAUUUGGUGCAGGCUUUUGAAUCUGAUACCAAAACUACAUUGUUGCAUUUAAUGAUCGUAUGGUUCAGCGUGAGCUUGACCAAAUCAUGUCUUUUCCCAAACCCCCUUAUGAUUUAUAAAGGAAGCACUGGGAAGAUUUACUAGUUGUCAUAGAGAGAAAGAGAUACCAUAUGCUCAGUGUUUUAACUAGAGAUCCGUUAUGGUACAUGAUUAUGAACAGAACCUUUUCAUAUGCAACGUGACUUGCCACGCUAGCAAAUUUGUUAAUCCAGGAAACUCCCCUCACAAGUCAAAAUGUUAUCCUCUUUUCAGAAUGUUUGAUUACAGUACUGUAAAUUGCUUUGAUUCAAGAACUUUUUGCCAAUUUUAUAUGACCCAAAGAGACCAAAACAAAAGGAGAAACGUUCUAUAUAUUCACAAUUUUGAAUAAUUUCAUCAUGACUGAGGAAAUAAUUUUGCUUUCUUGGUUACCCAGCUUUCAUUACAUAUUACUAGUAAUCAAAUAUCCACUAAAAUUCAUAUUCGAUAUAGUUCAACUAAUUUUAAGGUUGAGAGAGUGAAUUGAAGUUGUAUAGAUACUUGAUCUUUUUCAGGAAAGAAAUGGGAUGCCUCAGAAAUGUGAUAAGUACACUGCAAGAUUAUCUACAUUAAACCCCCACUGUACUACUUGUAGCUACUUGCUCCCUCUAUACAGAAAACAAUGCCUAAGCGGUGCCUGUUGGUCCCCCAUGAUCCUCUUUUUCUUAUGUUCAUUGAGAGCUGAGUUGAUGAGAUAGCCACCUGUCAGUGACCAAACUAGUACAGACAGGAUUUAAGACAACAUGUAUCAGAUACAGUCCCACAUUAGGUAAUAGGGUUAGGUAUUUAUUUAUUAUGCAACUAGUUCAGUUUUUGUUUGAAUCAGUGGAUAGGUCUAAAAGCUGCCUGUAUGACCACUUUACAAUCACUUUGAGGGUAUGUCUGGCUCAACUGUAGAAUUUAGUCUCUUCGGACAACCGUACUUUGAUGAGUUUUAUUUUGUGACAAUUAUCUCAACUGGCUCAACCAUAGAAUUGAGUCUUCUUCAGACAACUGUACUUUGAUAAGUUCUAUUUUGUGACAAUUAUCUCAAAGAGAAUGGUUGGCUAAAUACAUGGAUGAUUUAUGAGAAUCAAAUGCCAUGCAGUCCUCUUUCUCGCUUUGUGUUUUCUUUAUAUUGUGUCCAUGACAAUUAUUGGUGGUUUUUCGUCUUUUUUUUCUCCCUUCUUUAGAAAAAAAAAAAAAAAAAAAAAAAUCAUUUUGGAAUGUCUUAUUUUUCUGAAGAUCUUUAAAAUUGAGUUUAAUCUUUGUUCUUAUGAUCAAUGAUAAGAUUCCCCCCUAAAUCACUGUAAUUGGGUACUGUACAAGUAAAACAAAAAUGUAGAAGUCUGUCCAAAAAUGUGAGAUUUCUAUUGAAUGAGAAGUUUGGACUUGCUUAAUCUUGUGUAGAAAAUGGAAUGAUAGAUAGAUUCUUCCACAUUAAAUGAUUAAUUGUAA
Strongylocentrotus purpuratus (purple sea urchin) is the source of this 3140-nucleotide messenger RNA. RefSeq names its product eukaryotic translation initiation factor 2 subunit 3-like. The record is from RefSeq and is a predicted model, not a curated record. The transcript is spliced from 12 exons. Gene Ontology annotation, biological process: formation of translation preinitiation complex; positive regulation of translational fidelity. The coding region runs from base 54 to 1460 and encodes 468 amino acids. Gene Ontology annotation, molecular function: tRNA binding; translation initiation factor activity; GTPase activity. NCBI's taxonomy places the organism in Eukaryota, Metazoa, Echinodermata, Echinoidea, Camarodonta, Strongylocentrotidae. Gene Ontology annotation, cellular component: cytosol; eukaryotic translation initiation factor 2 complex.